Molecule: messenger RNA, 559 nt
Organism: Amorphotheca resinae ATCC 22711
Lineage: Eukaryota; Fungi; Ascomycota; Leotiomycetes; Helotiales; Amorphothecaceae
Exons: 1
Coding region: 134-520 (128 amino acids)
Source: RefSeq, a predicted model, not a curated record
CAGAGGCUCUUGAUCAACACAUCCAAGAGGGAAGAAGGGCGAGAAGGAUGUGCGAAGAUAAAAGGUUCAAGGGGAGAGGAGAGAGAAGAGAGAGGGAGAGAAAGAGGAGGCUUGCUCUGCAAAGACGCUCAGAAUGGAGAUGAAGAAGAAGAAGAGAAGAAGGGGGAGAGAGGGAGAGAAGAAAGACAAUGAUGGGGCGAAAAGAAGUUCCGCAGAGGAAGGAAAAGAGAGGGAGGGGAGGAAAAGGCCGAGGCUUCCAGUGGAGAAGAAGAAGAGAAAGGAUGAAAAGGGCGAGGGCGAUGGGCGAUGGGCGAUGGGCGAUGGGCGAUGGGAUGAAUGGAUGACCUCACACGUGAAGCCGACCAGACCUCCUCACUACUCCCUCCCGUCCCCUACUGCAUUACCGUGGUAUCUUCUUGACAAUAAUUCAACCCUUUUUCUCGCAAAGCCGUUGGCUGGAUUUCCCAUAGAAAAAGAGAUCAACCUUGUUUGGACGUCCAGCGUCGGUUUUUUUUGUUGAGCCUCGCGCCUCGUCCUCGCGCCGUGUCGUCAUUCGGGC